AUGAGUUUUCAGAUCCCUGGAAAGGAGCACAAACCAAGCAGAACAGAUGCCCACACAGAUGGAGAAAUAGGGGACAGCCAGCAAGCAAAGUAUUCAAAGGACUCAGGGUUUCUUGGAUACGAUAAGGCAGGUGCCACCACAGAGUCCCCGUCCUCUCCUCCUGCAGCCCCAAGGCUAAGACGCAAGACACAGGCCCAGGAGGAGAAGGAGUGGGUGCCAAAAGGGGACCCCAACAAGGCUCAGAAGAUGCGAGUCCUGCUGGCUUCUUUCUCUGAGGAGCAGCUGACCCGCUACGAGGGGUAUCGCCAGUCCACCUGCCCCAGCACAGCCAUCAGACACGUGGUCCAGAGCGGGGUGGGCGACGCCCCCGUGGAGCUUAAUGCGCUCAUCUCCAGGGCCCGGCUGGCCAAGGUCUUCGUGGGGGAGGUGGAGGAAGAGGCCCUGGACGUGUGA
This is a messenger RNA of Myotis davidii, 453 nucleotides long. RefSeq names its product transcription initiation factor TFIID subunit 11. Gene Ontology annotation, biological process: RNA polymerase II preinitiation complex assembly; transcription initiation at RNA polymerase II promoter. Lineage: Eukaryota; Metazoa; Chordata; Mammalia; Chiroptera; Vespertilionidae. Gene Ontology annotation, molecular function: protein heterodimerization activity; transcription coactivator activity. The transcript has 2 exons. Gene Ontology annotation, cellular component: nucleus; transcription factor TFIID complex. The coding region runs from base 1 to 453 and encodes 150 amino acids. The record is from RefSeq and is a predicted model, not a curated record.